AUGGAGCCCUGCAUCGCCAACCUCCCCCUGUCCCCCGACCCCUUAUCCUCCUACCCGCGACACAGACCCGGCGGCCCUCACUACCCCGGCUUUCAGGUGCCUCCGUACCCGCUCAUGGGCAGGUGUAACAGCAGCACUCUGCUCACUAACCUGGGGCUGAGGCACUGCUCUGGCAGGCCGGGCCCUCCAGGGAUGGUGCCGGGUCAGGGGCUGGCUUCGGGCUCCUGCAUCCAAACAAGAAGCAACGGCAGCAGGCCUUACAGGAGUAUGGAGAACUUGAAUUGGAACACUGUGGCUGAUUCAGGUCUGUACACAUUCAAUCAUGCCCCCUACAGGAGUGUGGACAGCGAGUUUAUUUUGCGCUAUACCUCCACUAGCCACUGGUAUGAUGGGCCUCCAGAUGGAUCUUUGGUGGGGGCCCACGGACUGAUGCCCAACCCAGAGAGCCUGGCGUUCUACCCUCGACAUGGGCUCCCCAGGAAAGAUCUACCGCUCUUCCCUCAGUUUCUAUUCCCAGGGGGUGUCGACGAAUGGGAUGCAAGGAAAGGGUUGAGGGAAAAACUCCGCCUUCAGAGUGCGAGAUCAGCAGUCGAGCCUUUGAAGCCCCUCCCAUUGCGGCCUCAGGUGAACCCUGGUGCUACACCUACUGAACGGGAAGGGGUGCCUCAUGUGAAUUCGACAGGUGCUGGGACCAGACCACUGUGCCCAAUGCGCAUCAGCUGCCCUGAGGAGAUCAAGCAGGAGGUCCUUAGGCGCCUGCAGCUAAGGCGGCAGAACAGCAGCCCCAACCUGGCUCUCCAUAGCACCCCGUCCAGCCCGAAAGUGGUUAAGACAUCCUACACAACAGACAACAUUGCAGGGAACAGGAGUGGACCAGAUUCUUCACCCGAAUGCCGCAGACCUCCUAUAGGACGCCUGUAUAUCCCCACCUUUGAGGAGUUUAAGAAGAUGAGGCAGAAGGGGGAGCAGAACCAGGAGUCCACAGCAGGUUCUGUGGUAUCUGGUAGAGCUCAGGCACACCUGCCACAAGAAGCUUCAGACAAGUUACCCUCUGGUGCGACUGGCCCUCAGCAGAGAUCUAGUGGAGGAGAUUUGGAGGAGGUGGGAGGAGACAAGACCACAGGUGAAAGGACAGUGAGUACUGCUGAAGGCCUGCUGACCAAACCCAACUGUAACACUGUGAGCAAUAACGGUACUGCAGCUCCCACCUCCUCCUCCACCUCCACCUCCACCACCUCUGUUAUCACCACGUACUCGCCAAUCCGCACAGGCCCAUCUCCACGUCAACCCCUGCAGCCUCUGGCCAACUUGGCCCUGGAGAAAGCCCUCGCCGCAGGGGGAGAUGAAGGUAUCUGCAGGCGCAGGAGGAGCAGUCUGGAACCGACUGGAUCAGUUCCCUUUCCCUGCAGGGAGUACUGGGAACGUCCCUCCAGCUGCUGCCCAGCGCUGCUUUUGGAGGGGACGGACCUGUCCAGUUACGGAGCCAAGAUCUACAAGAUGAAGGAUGGCCUCAUUGGUUCUGCACUGGACCUCAUCAAGAAGAGCUGCAGUGCAGAGAUCUCCGCCGAGGCCCCCGUCAGGCUGUCAGGUGACCGGGACGGAGGCUGUGACAUCACCGCCCCCUCGACCGACUGUCAGCCCUCCGCCGUUGCCAUGGCAACUUCGGCAACGGCCUGCGGAGAUGAGGCUGGCGACGAGACGCCUGCAGGAGGAGGAGAAGGAGGAAGAGAGGAGGCAGCAGAAUGCCACGCUGGUCUGGGCUGCAGGCGCUCCAGCUCGGACGCAGCCUAUGAGCUGGUUGAGACGGUGAGGGCGCAGCGCGAGUGUCGCCUCCGGCCCCACUACAGCGACCCCAUGCCAGCCGACGCCUCCAAGCGCAAACAGCUGGAGAUGAAGAUCGCUGCCGCCGCCCGACUCCAUAGCCACCGCCGAGACAGAGACAGAGACCGAGACACAAUCCGUGGUCGCUCAGAGCCCCCGGGUGAGGAGCGCCAGGCGGGUCUGGGUGUGACCCGAUCCGGGCAGCAUCGCUGGAGCACAAUCAGCAGCCUGAGCGCUGACAGCGGCGUGGUGGGCCUCAGCGAUGAGCGGGAGGAGGAGGACAGCGAGCCCCGUCGUUACCGCCGCAACCGAGGAGCCGAGGUGGAGAGAGUGGACAGCGGUAUCGGCCCGGGCCUGUCCCGCACCUGGAAGAGACCGUCCGCCUCCCUCCGAGCAUGGGAGGCGCAGAGACCCUGUCCUGACUGCGGCCAGAGAGAUGGAGCAUCCAAGGAGCGAGGAGAGAGCAUGUGCGAACGCUGCUCCAAGCUGCGCACCGAGCGCAAGGAAGCCAUCCUGGAGUUUCUGAACACAGAGUCUAGCUACGGGGAAGAUCUGCGGAUCAUCAAGGAGGAGUUUUACUGCCCCAUGCAGAGCGCAGGACUGCUGACAGCUGAGCAGCUCACUGUGGUGUUUAGUAACGUUCAGGAACUCAUAGACGUUAACGACCGCUUCACUGAACACCUGCAGGACAGCAUUGACCAGGCCUUUGACCAGGGGGAUGAGGAUCUGCUGACUGUGUACAUUGGAGAGAUCUCUGAGUUUGUCAACAUGCUGCCCGCCUUCCAGACCUACUGCCUGCAGCAGUCCACCUCGGUCAACAUGCUCAACACGCUGGAGAAGGAGAAAGAACUGCUCAGAAUCUUCCUGGAUGUUUCCCAGAAUGACAACACAGCACUGCGUCGUAUGAACUUGCGCUCCUUCCUCAUGGCGCCCCUCCAGCGCGUGACGAAAUACCCGCUCCUGUUGAGCAGAAUCAUAAAGGUCACUCCCGAAUGUCACCCUGACUAUGCACGUCUCCGUGAGGCCAAGAGUCGUGUGGAAUCCCAUCUGGAGCACAUCAACAUGAAGACCAAACAGGAGGGCAACGGCGUCACCUGGUCUUUGCGCUCUUUCCGCCGAGACAGCCGCAAGAACCGGGAGGUCAUCAACAUCGAAAUGCGAGAGGUGUCGAUGAAGACUGUUGGUUGGGCGAGAGAACACACGCGUUUUGUCAUGGAAGGACCGCUCCAGUUGUCCCAACCAGCAGACGGUCAGUGGGUGAGGAAGGGCAGCAAGGCCCUAAAGUUCCAAAAUGUCCAGAGUCUGCUGAUGGUGAGGACACAGCGGCCCGGUGAAAACUCGGGACAGGGCACUGACCCAGGGGCCCGGAGUGAUGUGGUGGAGGGAGUUGGAGAAAACGUCCGAGAUGGAGUGCUGGUUCUAAUCAAGGACAAGAGCAGUGGCAAGUUCACAGUGCUGAGAGAGCCAAUCCGCUUGGGGAACUGCGUGGUAUCAACGGACCCCGAAUGCGAGGACACGUUCGAGGUGCUCGAUAUUCGGCGGGAGUCCUUUGUUUUUCGCGCCUCGGACAAAUCUCGCACCCAGCAGUGGUUCCAUCAGAUAAAGAGAUACACUCGAGACUUGGGCACUUGGAGGAAAAGACGCAACGCUUUGCCCAACAUCAUGAUCAACACAAACCAAACCCGCUCCUGA
Molecule: messenger RNA, 3513 nt
Organism: Scomber scombrus (Atlantic mackerel)
Lineage: Eukaryota; Metazoa; Chordata; Actinopteri; Scombriformes; Scombridae
Gene: arhgef49
Biological process (GO): positive regulation of Rho protein signal transduction
Molecular function (GO): guanyl-nucleotide exchange factor activity
Source: RefSeq, a predicted model, not a curated record